AGAUGGCGCAGCCUCUGGGGGAGGGGUUGGGUUUUGUCAACGUUUCAGUUACAGAAGAAGAAGUUUGUCAGUCACCCAAUCUACCCGCUGGACCUCAGCAAGGUGUCUCCCCGUUCCCUGCCGUCAGACGCGGCGAGUCUGCCCCCGAAGAAACGCACUCCGCCGCCGGGCCAUUUGACCAAACUUCUCCCAGUGAUACCAGGUGCCCUAUUUUCUUGCCAUGGCGACGAGUGCGAAGCGAAAGCAGGAGGAGACUCACCUAAAGAUGCUCCGGGAAAUGACUAGCCUGCCUGCGAAUAGGAAAUGCUUCGACUGUGACCAGCGCGGCCCGACUUAUGUCAACAUGACAGUGGGCUCCUUCGUCUGCACCACCUGCUCCGGGAUCCUACGAGGACUGAACCCCCCCCACAGAGUGAAGUCCAUCUCUAUGACCACGUUCACACAACAGGAAAUAGAGUUUCUACAGAAACACGGCAACGAGGUCUGUAAACACAUCUGGCUGGGCCUUUAUGACGACAGGACAUCAGUUGUUCCAGAUUUCCGAGAACCGCAGAAAGUAAAGGAGUUUCUUCAGGAAAAAUAUGAGAAGAAAAGAUGGUAUGUUCCUCCAGACCAGGCGAGGGCAGUAGUGAGCGUUCAGGCCUCGGUGUCGGGCUCGUCGGCAAGCAGCACUGGGAGUACCCCGGAGGUUCAGCCCCUGAAAACCCUGCAGCUCAACAAAACGCCACUACGCCAGUCCCCAGGGCUCAGCCGCCCGCAGGCCCACGGCGUCGCCCAGGAGAAGAAGUUUGACCUGCUCUCGGAUCUGGGUGGAGACAUUUUCGCCGCACCUCCGACUCAAGCCGGCCCCCCCUCCACCAACUUUGCCAAUUUUGCACAUUUUCCAAGCCAGUCGGCACCUCAUGGUAAUUCAAACACCAACUUUGCCAACUUUGAAGCAUUUGGAAACACUGCAAUUUCAUCCCAUCUGAGCACAUCACCUCCCUCAUCAGGGGGAGGUGUGCCAAUUCCCUCCAGAUCCAGUGCCGUUUCAGCUCAUCCCCAGUCGGCGAGGUGCACAGAGGACCGCUACGCUGCGCUGGCCGAGCUGGACAGUGAGCUGAGCUCCUCUGUCACCACAGGCAGCAACAUGCAAGGUGUGGUGCCAAGCUGUUCAGUGAUUUUUAGCGUACAGGCUGAUUUUUAUGACUGUUUCCUUUUAGCGGUGCCAUCCACAAAUCCCUUCGUUGCCGCGGCGAUAGCCCCCGACAUGGCCUCCAACCCCUUCCAGGCCAACGGCAGAGGUCCAGCUGCAGCCUCGUUUGGUACUGGCUCUAUGAGCAUGCCUGCCGGCUUUGGGAAUGCGUCUUCCUACUGCCUCCCGACCAGUUUCAGCGGAAACUUCCAGCAGCAAUUCCCCGGCCAGGCCCCCAUUCCUUACCCCCAGCCUGGGGCCUACCAGCCUCAGUCUAAUGGGCCCGCCUUCCCAGUCUACGGUCAGAACAAGCCCUCCAUUACGCCCUUUGGGCAGCCCAUGGCUGUUCCUGGCAUGUCCAAUAACCCAUUUAUGGCCGGAGCGCCAGCGGGGCCAUUCCCCUCUGGAGGUUCUUCCACCAAUCCUUUCCUGUAGCACAGCUCCUGGCUUCGGCCACCAGAGGGCAGCAUGCAGCACAUACUGAACGCACCUGUUCCGUCACGAAACUAGUGACAGUACAUUUCUUAAGAAGAGACUUAUCUAUUUUUUUCUCCAUGAAAGAAGUUUACAACACUAUGAAGGAGUACAAAGGAAUAUAUUUAGGACUAAGGGGACAGCUAUGGCAGAAAUGUACUGUCUGGACUAUAUUCCAUUAUUGUAUGCUUUUUAUUUUUAAUAUUUGUUUCCGUUCUAACUGUAAGCUUUGUGCAUAUCACUAUUUGUAAUCACAAACAAGUACAUGUAAUGUAUAAUAAGGACUGAACUAACAAGGAUGUGUAACCAUAAACCUUGUGUUUAAAAACGACAAAAAAAAAAAAAAAAAAAGAAAAGGGGAAGAAAAUCACUUCAAACUAACAGAUAAGUAACAGUUUACAUUUAAACAGGGUCUCAUCCAAAUCUGCAUUUUUGGUAGAGUGAUAAUAUUGUUGUUUUUUUUCUAAGUUCAAAAAAGGGAAUUAUUUUCUUGUUAAUUUAAGAACUCUUUUUUCGCACCAGGUUUCCUGUAUUAAGCCACGUUUCCGUUACUGCGAUUCUUGAAAUAUAAAAGUAGGCUUUAGUCUGAUAGAUAGGACUUUUAAAAAUGAAAAUAAGACGUAAGCUUCAGAGCAGGUUCAUGUAAUAUGGCAUUGAUCUGAAUAGGCCAACAUUUAAAGAUUGUCGUUUAGGCAUGGACCAGCGUGAGACUGUCACCAUAUGAAAUUAAGUA
Messenger RNA from Poecilia latipinna (sailfin molly), 2381 nucleotides. It is a transcript of the gene agfg1b, whose product is annotated as ArfGAP with FG repeats 1b. Lineage: Eukaryota; Metazoa; Chordata; Actinopteri; Cyprinodontiformes; Poeciliidae. The coding region runs from base 221 to 1609 and encodes 462 amino acids. Gene Ontology annotation, molecular function: GTPase activator activity. Gene Ontology annotation, cellular component: membrane; cytoplasm; cytoplasmic vesicle. The transcript is spliced from 11 exons. The record is from RefSeq and is a predicted model, not a curated record. Gene Ontology annotation, biological process: spermatid nucleus differentiation; acrosome assembly; intermediate filament organization.